Leucoraja erinaceus (little skate) is the source of this 2271-nucleotide messenger RNA. RefSeq names its product methionyl-tRNA synthetase 1 (gene mars1). NCBI's taxonomy places the organism in Eukaryota, Metazoa, Chordata, Chondrichthyes, Rajiformes, Rajidae. The annotation marks the transcript as partial. Gene Ontology annotation, cellular component: cytosol; aminoacyl-tRNA synthetase multienzyme complex. Gene Ontology annotation, biological process: methionyl-tRNA aminoacylation. The record is from RefSeq and is a predicted model, not a curated record. Gene Ontology annotation, molecular function: methionine-tRNA ligase activity; ATP binding. The transcript is spliced from 12 exons.
UAUAGCCCAGGACAUCUUUAGCCGCCUGAACGAUCGAGGCUUCCUGUCGGCCGCCGUCACGGAGCAGCUGAAGUGUGAGCGCUGCGACCGCUUCCGCCGCCCCCUGGCCGACCGCUUUGUGGAGGGAACCUGCCCCCUGUGUGGCUACGUUGGGGCCCGCGGUGACCAGUGUGACCUCUGUGGUCGCCUCAUCACUGCCGUCGAACUCAAGAGCCCCCAGUGUAAGAUCUGCAGAGACACGCCUGUGGUGCGGAGCUCCAGACAUCUGUUCCUGGACCUGCCUCAGUUGGAGCCUCGGCUGGAGCAGUGGCUGCAGCGGUCAGUGGGGGCCGGAGACUGGACGGCCAACGCCCGGCUGAUCACCCGCUCCUGGAUCCGGGACGGGCUGAAGCCGCGAUGCAUCACCCGCGACCUGCUGUGGGGGACGCCCGUGCCCUUGGAGGGGUUCACGGACAAGGUGUUCUAUGUUUGGUUUGACGCUCCGAUCGGCUACAUCUCCAUCACUGCCAACUACACCGAGCAUUGGGAGCGCUGGUGGAAGAACCCAGAGGAGGUGGAACUGUAUAACUUCAUGGCCAAAGACAAUGUACCGUUCCACAGUGUGGUUUUCCCUUGUUCGCUUCUGGGAGCCGAGGAUAACUACACCCUUGUCAACAACCUCAUCGCCACAGAGUACCUGAACUACGAGGACGGCAAGUUCUCCAAGAGCCGGGGUGUGGGGGUGUUCGGGGACAUGGCACGGGAGACGGGGAUCGCAGCCGACGUCUGGCGCUUCUACCUCCUCUACGUCCGCCCGGAAUCCCAGGACAGCACUUUCUCAUGGAGCGACUUCAUGCUGAAGAACAACAGCGAACUGCUCAACAACCUGGGCAACUUCAUCAACAGGGCGGGCAUGUUCGUGGGGAGGUUUUUCGAAGGGAAGGUUCCGGAGAUGAAUCUGACCCUGGAGGACAAGAGGCUGCUGGCCCAGGUCACCUGGCAGCUACAACAGUACCAUGCGUACCUGGAGAAAGUGCGGAUUCGCGAUGCCCUGCGCUGCAUCCUCAGUAUAUCUCGCUACGGGAACCAGUACAUUCAGAUCAACGAGCCCUGGAGACUGAUCAAGGGCGGCGCUGCGGACAAGCAGCGAGCAGGUACAGUGACGGGUGUCAGCAUCAACGUGGCCUGCCUGCUCUCUGUGCUGGUGCAGCCCUACAUGCCGGCCACCAGCGCCACCAUCCAGCGGCAACUCCGAGCCCCCAGAGAGUGCAACGUACUGCCCGACAUGUUCGUCUGCUUCCUGCCGCCCGGCCACCUCGUGGGAAACAUCACCCCGCUGUUCCAGAAAUUAGACACACAACGGAUGGAUGAACUGCGGACAAAAUACAGUGGUCAGAAACCUUGCCCAGCUACCACUGUGGACACUGGGGUAAAAUCAGCUUCUCAGCCCCCUCUGCAGACUAAAGCGGAAAUUGAAGAGCUGAUUAGACAGCAGGGUAAUCGAGUCCGUGAGCUGAAGACACAGCGAACGGCCAAGACGGUUUUGGCGGGCGAGAUCUCCCUGUUGCUCGAUCUGAAGAAUCGUCUCGAGUUAGUAACGGCAGGCCAGGGGUGAGAGACAGACACACACACACUCGCUCAGGGACAGGGAGAGAGACAUACACACACACAUAGACACACACUCACUCAGGGAGAGGGGAGAGAGACACACACACAUAGACGCAUGCACAUACAGAAACACACACAUAGAGACACACAAUCACCCAGGAACAGGGUGAGACACACACUGACAGACACACACACACAUACAGACACACACACACAUAUAGACGCGCACACAUACAGACACACACACCUACACAGUGACACACACACACAGACAUAUACAGAGAGAGACACACAUACAGACAGACAGUGACACACACACACACAGAAGGUAGACUAGUGCUGGAGAAACGUCUUCAGACUGAAGGGUUUCGGCUCAAAACGUUGCCUAUUUCCUUUGCUCCAUAGAUGUUGCUGCACCCGCUGAGUUUCUUCAGCAUUUCUGUCUACCUUCGAUUUUCCAGUAUCUGCAGUUCCUUCUUAAACACACACACACACACACACACACAACCCCUCACCCACCCCCACAAAAAGACACAGAGAGUCCACGAACGGCCACGCCAACAUGUAGUACAACUUCUCUACACAUCUUCCAGCCCCACAGUUGCGAAGAACGACAGCAAUUUCGUACAUGGGUGUGAACAUUUAUUUUAAUAAAUUAUGUGCAAUGUUUAGAGCAACAGAUAA